CUGGUGAAAACCACAGUUGAACUUUGCUAACUAAAGAGGAACUUAAUUCAUUGAACCUCCUGAAGCAAAAGAAAACAAAUAUGGCUCGUUUCUUGGUGCAAAUCAUCGGGGUCAUAUGUGGAGGUAUUGGAAUGAUACUUACCUGGAUGAUUACAUUUAUGCCCCAGUGGAGAGUGUCCAUUCUUGCUGAAAAUAAUGGAUUUAUUAACAAUCGUGUUGAUGGAUACUGGAUCAGUCGGUGGGAUGGCUUGUGGACAUCCUGCGUCAAUCAAGCCAGAGUCUCAGUGCAAUGUAACACUUAUGACUCCUUGGUGUCAGUCACGUCCGAUUUAAAAUCUGGCAGAGUCUUGGUGGGUUUUGCCCUUACCAUGACAAUAAUAGCCUUCAUCUUUUCAGUUGUUGGCAUGCUGUUUACUCAAUGUAAUGAAGAACGAAGACACGGAAAGAAUUGUAUGCUCUUAACAGCUGGAAUCUUGUACAUCUUAAGUGCUCUCCUCAUCCUUAUUCCAGUGAGCUGGACAACUAGCAACAUUGUCCGACAGGCUUAUGAUGCUUCUGUAUGCAGAGGAGCACUGAGAAUAGAAAUGGGUGAAGCUCUCUUUUUGGCCUGGCCGACACUUGUAUUCCUUACCAUUGGAGGAAUAAUGCUAUGUUGGCUUUGCUCUUGUAGAAGAAAAGAACACAUUAACUAUGUGUUACCACGAGAUCAAGAAAUGGAGUGCAGAGUUGUUCCUGAAGUUUGUGACAUACCAGCCGGACAUACUCGAGCUCAAUACUUAUAACCAUCUCUAAUUCACACACUAACUCUAAUAUAGAUGGUCUAAAACCUAAUCUAGAAAUGGACCUUCUGAACAAGCACAAUGCAAGUCACUGCAUCAUUGUGGAAUGGUUAUUUAUUGGUUACAGCAGCAAAAUACAAAUAUAACAAGUAAAUUAUUGUAUUUAUGAGAUUUUUACAAUAAUGAACUGGAGGACAUAUUUCACUGAUGUAAAUUAGAAAAAUGUCUAGCUUCUAUGUUGUAUUUUAUAGCAUGUAUACUAAAACAAAUCAAACCUUGCUCACUGAGGUACAUACGGGGUAGCAUAUAUAAUUCAAGGGCUAAGUUCUAAAUGUUGAACAAUCAGCAUGGAAACCAAUAGAAUGUUUCUGCUCAUUGACUUACCUUUAGAGUGUUGCCCCGGAAUGGCUGUGUAUAUGUAAUCACUGUAGACAUGUGAAGGAAAGACUUGUUUAUUACCAGAAUGGAGUUUCUCACACAUAAAAUGCAUUAUACCACCCUUCUAUUGUCUUAUGUGUCACAGUAUGCACUAGGCAUGUUUGACGGCUCUAAAAUAGUAAGGCGCACACAGCAAUAACAGCUUUGCAAGAAAAAGACAGAACAAUAAAUUGGGCUUAAGUGAAAAGCACCUUAUUGAAAAGAGGGUGGAUUUAUGGAUAUUUAACAAACAGAUCCCCUCCUAGUUUUCAAGAGCCUUUGCAAUUAAAUGGUCCAAAACGUUUCAUUUUUGUUAAAUUAUUUGAUUAUUGUUAAUGUUGUUAUAGUGUUUAUUAAUAUAUUUUUAGAGUGUAAGCCUGUUUUACAGUAUUGUAUCAUUGAUAAAUGAUAAUUACUCACAUUACACCAAGUAGGCAUGUACGCUGGGUGGUCCCUGUUUAUUGGAUAAGUAUAGGAGAUUAAGACUUUCUUAGAUACAAGACAAGACAAGAUAAAAACAAGCUUGCCCAACCAAAGUAUUUCCCAAAAGGGUGACAGGCAUGUUUUUCUGUUUGCAUUUGCCAAUAUGUUUAAUUUUGCUCCUGCUCUCAAAGGUCUUUAAAUAUUUAUUUUCUAAUGUUAUCAUGCAGCAUGUUAUUCUAUAUAUAGCAAAUAUAUAAUGUUAUAAUAAUGAAUUGUUUCUGUGACUCUAUCAUUAAUUGUCAGAACAUGAUGUAAUACUAGUAUUUGAAUUUAAAUAUGUUCACAGAGGUAUCCGAUUCCUUUGUAGCUUUAACCCCUUAAGGACCAAACUUCUGGAAUAGAAGGGAAUCAUGACAUGUCACACAUGUCAUGUGUCCUUAAGGGGUUAAAGAACUCUUCCCUAAUAUCAGUGUUAUCCUUUUGUAAUUGGAAAC
Pelobates cultripes (western spadefoot toad) is the source of this 2113-nucleotide messenger RNA. The record is from the annotation of a GenBank genome assembly. NCBI's taxonomy places the organism in Eukaryota, Metazoa, Chordata, Amphibia, Anura, Pelobatidae.